This is a messenger RNA of Laccaria bicolor S238N-H82, 1221 nucleotides long. RefSeq lists its product as uncharacterized. The transcript has 5 exons. The annotation marks the transcript as partial. Gene Ontology annotation, biological process: macroautophagy. The record is from RefSeq and is a predicted model, not a curated record. Gene Ontology annotation, cellular component: fungal-type vacuole membrane. NCBI's taxonomy places the organism in Eukaryota, Fungi, Basidiomycota, Agaricomycetes, Agaricales, Hydnangiaceae.
AGUUUCUCUCUCUUGGUCAAGGCUAUUGACUAUGUCGGGGAUCUCUCCGCUCUGCUUGAUGACCCCUCUGUCAAAAUCACCUUUUUCGCACCUCCCGACAAGGCAUUGCGGCGCAAGCAUCAUCACCUUUUGACAGAAGAAGACAUCUACCAUGGAUCUCAUGAUCUAGCCAAUCUCGCUUAUCUGAUAGACGCCAAAACAUCUCUACACAAGCCUGAUGAUGAAAAGCGAAAGAGGUUUAUCAAGGCCAUUCUUCGCUCAAUUUUAAGUUAUCACAUAAUACCGAUAGGCAGCCUCGACAUCGCUUCGCUGGGGCUGAAUACGACCUUUCCUACUAAUCUCACUAUCCCAGGUGCAUUAGCUAGUCAACCUUUACGCGUGAGAGUUCAGCGUUCUUUCUUGCCUGCACGCACGACUGUAAACCUCUAUGCGAGGAUUACACGCUCUGACGUCAUGGCCACAAACGGUGUUAUCCAUGUGAUCAACCAUCCCCUACUACCUCCUCCGUCCAUCUUUCAAGAACUUUUCAUCGCUCCACAAGUCUUUUCCACACUGACUUCAGCCAUUCAACGAAUGGGUCUCACAGAUAAUAUAGACUUGCACUACGUUCGGGGCCUAGAUGGACACAAAGGCCAUUUUCAGGGUGCCUCCACCGUGACAGUCUUCGCCCCAACUAAUCGUGCCUUCGAAGUUCUUCCAGAGAAACUUCGUUUAUUCCUAUUUUCUCCCUUUGGUGCACCCGCGCUCAAAAAGUUGCUCCAGUUUCACAUCGUGCCCGACUUGGUUUUACAUUCGGUAGAAUCUGCGCUGGCUGAGAUUAACAUACCGCGUCGCGAGCCGAUUUCUUCCCUGAAACUGGCAUUGGACACACUCCUCGUCAACCACACCCUUCAUGCACAAAUCGACAAGUUUAACAUAACUUUUCCAAUUCCUGGUCCGCGGCAGCCUGGCAGGGUUACCACACGAUUUCUGGUCAACCGACAGAGGGUCCUCUUGCCUGAUAUUGUUGGAUUAAACGGUGCCAUCCACGUCGUUGGUCGAAUACUUGACCCACGAAAACAUCCACAUCACGGAGUCGCUGAGAACGAAGGAGAGGACGUGUGGGGAAGUUGGGAGCAGUGGUUACCUCAAUGGGGGGUGCACAGUGAAGUCUCCACUGUGGAUUUAGCAAGGUUCUUGUUGAAAAGUGGAACGAGGUGUCCACAGGAAUUGUUGAAGUGA